Molecule: messenger RNA, 2893 nt
Organism: Thecamonas trahens ATCC 50062
Lineage: Eukaryota; Apusomonadida; Apusomonadidae
Exons: 1
Coding region: 1-2880 (959 amino acids)
Source: RefSeq, a predicted model, not a curated record
AUGGCCCUCCGUUUCGUCUCGACACACAUGGCGUCAACGGACACCGCAGCCGCAGCAGGCGGCCUCAUCGUCGCAGCUGCAAAUGCCGGCAUGGAGGAGCUCGAGCUCUCACACAACGCCAUGACAGAUGACACGCGCGCGGCCCUGAUAUCGGCCCUCGGUGCUGGCUCGAUCCUCCUCCCCUCACUCUCCUCGCUCGUCAUUGUCUCCAACGUGGUCGAUCAGAGUCUGCUGUCCGCCGUAGCGCGUGCCUCGCCGGCGCUCGCCUCGAUCGAGCUGAGGCACUGUACCGCAGCAGAGGGAAGCCUGACAGAGGUCAUGGAGGCGCUGGCUAAUGACUGUCCGGAUGUGGAAAAACUUGUUGUCGUCGACUCGCCCAUCGGCAACGCAGGCGUCCGCCGAUGGCUCGCCGGCCCUCGGCCCAGGCUCGUCCAUCUGGCGCUGGGUGACGUCGGUCUCGGGCCGACCUCUGUCGCUACGCUUCUAGCCGCCGAGCUGCCUGCCCUUGCUACCCUUGUUCUUGACGACAAUCCGCUCGGAACUGCAGCCGUUGAGCGCCUCCUCGAUGCAGGCAGUCGAUGGGCGCCAGCGCUGCAGCGGCUCUCGCUCGCCAGGACCCGAGUUCUGCCCAAAGACGUCCCGAGCCUCAUUGCCCGUGCUGAAACGCGACGCCCAACCACAGAUGUCACGCUGGCUCCUCAGCAGAAGCCCGUCUCGGCUCGAGACGCCGCCUACUUUGGCGACGGGCUCGACGAGUGGCGACAGGCCCUCGCCUUCGCCAUGACCCGCGUACACUCGCCGUCGCUCAUCGACUUGCUCGCAAGCUGGCAUGCGGCUGCUACCUCCGAGCGGCUCGAUGGAUUUUAUCUCGGAUACCUUGACCUCGACGGCCAUGAUCUGCAGCAGGUCGUCCAUCUUGCCGCCGCAAACGUUGGCGCACUCCCGGCUCCUGCUCCCAUCUGCGGCAUCUACCUUGAAGGUGUACAGCUCGGCGACGGACGUGUUAGCGAGCUGGCAGCGGCACUGGAUGCGCUUCCAUAUCCGCUUGAAGGAGUCACCACACUUGUGCUCAAAGGAACAAGCAUCAAUGCCGACGACGCCAACCUUCUCGCAAGCGCUCUGCCGCGCGCCCUGCCGUCUCUCGAAGUCCUCGACGUGUCCAACAAUCCUGAGCUGACUACCAGCAGCAUUGUUUCGCUCUUCGCCACACUGGCAACGCAGGGUAUCUCUCUAGUUGUCUUUGCUGCUGCAAGCACCGCUCUUGACACAUCUGCUGUGGCACAGCUUGUUGCGCACGCGCCAGCCAUGCCCAAGCUGGUAGAGAUCGAUGUUCGCGGCAACGGGCUCGACGCUGACGAUCUCGACGACCAGGUUUGUGAUGCGGCGCGUGACGCCGGAAUCGGCAUUGUCUUCACCGACGACGAUGCGCCGGUGUACCGCCAAGAGCCGCUAGCCAGCCCAUUCACAGCCCAUCCCCCAUCGGGCAUCACACUCGGUGAUCUCGACGUUUCGGUCGCCGCCGCUCCGUCGCCACUGCCGCAGUCUACAGCGUCAACUAUCCGCAUACAGUCAUCAAGUGAUACUGAAGCGGCCUCCGCGCCACAGCAAGUCGCGAUGCAGGCUACGCGGCAUAACGUGCAUACGCCGAUGGCGGGAGUGCAGAUCACGAACAAGAUCCAGAUUCAGCUCGAUGUUCUUCUUGACGCAGUCGAGCAGCUGGAGCCGCCGUCGACCAAGGUCAUGGAGCUAGUGACCUCUCUCCGAGCUUCGCUUGGCGCGACCCGCGACAUGCUGCGCAAGACCCAGCGCGAAGGCGCGGCACUCGAGACAGCUGUUGCAACCACACACACCAAGCUCGCGGGUGUCCAGCAAGAGAUGAAGCGGCUGAUGGCAUACUCGGCGACUGCGAGCGCUGUCGGCCCGGAUCUCCUUGCUGGCGCGCUGCCACCCGAGCUCGACGAGCUCGACACCCAGCGGUUCGUGCUCCGCGACCAGCUGCGAUCGCUCACAUCGUCGACCACGCAGCUGCUCUCGCUCCAGGCUGAUCUCCUCUCGUCGCUUCUCGACGAGUCGUCGGCACUUGUUCAGGUCUCCGCCGCACACGCGCGACCGUCGCAGUGGGCGCUGCUCGACGCCGCCGGCCUCGGCUCGCAUGCCAAGCUGACAGAGCUUCUUGCUGAGCUUGAAAGCCUGGCAGCUUCGAUGAACGAGCUUGCCGGUGCGGAGGACCGAGCAGCGGCAGCAGCAGUGACCGCCACCUUGGCGCACGACAAGGUUCGCAAGCUGGAGCUAGAGUUGGCCGCCGCGCGCGAGGCGGCGGUUGCGGCCGACGCCAGCGCCCGGAGUGCCGACGCCGCCAAGCUCGCGCUGCGCGAGUCUGUGGCCGCCGCGGCAAGCGCGCUCAACGUCAACACGAUCGGAACCGGCUCGCGGAACAGAAUCAAUGCGCUCGCGGCGCGGCUUCGGACGGCACAUACGCACUUUGCUGACGUUGUCCACGCCGCCGAAUCACUGGCCGAAUCACAGGCGCUGGCUGCGGACGAGUCGACGUCUGCCGCGGCCGAGCUUGCGCGCGUCCACACCGCCCUGGCCAAGGUCCGCGGCCACGAGGCCGCAGCAUCCGAGGCGAUGGAGGCGCUUGACGCGGCGAACGAGCUCGCACGCAAGCACAGGAUCCAGCUCGGCGAGGUGGCGCGACUCGAGUCGCGGCUUGCGCUGCUCGAGGGCGACCGCGACACUGCUCUUCACAACGCAAACCUUAGUCUUUACAAGGAGACCGAGCUCGCGUACAACCAGACUUCGGGCCUGCUCGCCAACGCGCGAUUCGAGGCAGCGUCGCUGGCCAACAGCAUCGACUCGAUGCGGGUAUCGAUGCGGUAAAGAGGAAAGACAG